UUGAGCCUCUUCACAAGGAUGGUAUUUAGCUGGAGGAAUGAUUCUGACGAUGCGAUUCCGUACCCUGGCCGGGCAGUUUGAGCCAUGGCCGACACCAUCUUCGGCAGUGGGAGUGACCAGUGGGUUUGCCCCAAUGACAGGCAGCUUGCCCUCCGAGCCAAGCUGCAGACAGGCUGGUCUGUGCACACCUACCAGACAGAGAAGCAGAGGAAGAGCCAGUGCCUUAGCCCAGCCGAGGUAGAGGCCAUCCUGCAGGUCAUCCAGAGGGCCGAGCGGCUGGACAUCAUGGAGCAGCAGAGGAUUGGGCGGCUGGUAGAGCGGCUGGAGACCAUGAGGCGCAACGUGAUGGGGAAUGGCCUCUCCCAGUGUCUACUCUGUGGGGAAGUGCUGGGCUUCUUGGGCAGCUCAUCAGUGUUCUGCAAAGACUGCAGGAAGAAAGUCUGCACCAAAUGUGGAAUCGAGGCCUCCCCUGGCCAGAAGCGGCCCUUGUGGCUGUGCAAGAUCUGCAGUGAGCAGAGAGAGGUCUGGAAGCGGUCAGGGGCCUGGUUCUACAAAGGGCUCCCCAAGUACAUCUUGCCACUGAAGACUGCUGGCCGGGCUGGUGACCCCCACCUCCGACCUUUGCCUGUGGAGCCAACUGAGCUGGAGCCCAAGAGCACUGAGACCAGUCGUGUCUACACAUGGGCCCGAGGGAGAGUUGUUUCCAGUGACAGUGACAGCGACUCAGAUCUCAGCUCCUCCAGCCUGGAGAUCUUGCCCACCACCAGUGCCAGGGAUCUGAAAGGCGACAAACCCUGGAGUGAAUCAGGUGGCAACAUGGAGUCCCCCAAGAUGGGGCUCACCCGCCCAGCCAGCCACCUCUCGGGAAGCCAGAGCAGCCUGGCCAGCGAGACCGGGACAGGAAGAAGCCCUGCAGACCCGCAGGGGGGCACCCCUCUCUGGCAAGACUCCAGGGGUACUGGCAAAAGCCACACCUGGGGAAGUCCCCGCUGCUGACCGGGUUUCCAGAUGUCCUCUCUGCCUGGUCUGGGUAGAGGCCUGUUUGGUGCAUCUGGCAGGCUUUCCACGGAGGAGUUUGGGAGAGAAAGCUGGAACCAGGCCCUUCCCGGCUCCUUCCCGACCGGUCCUGGCCAGCCCUGUGGACGUGUCCUCUGACUCAACAAACCAGUGUUUCGGGGGCUGACAGCUUCCCCCACCAGUGCCUUUCUACAUCCCUUCUCUCCUGGACCCCUCUCCUUCACCCCCCCACACUCCCCCCACCAUUGCAUUCAGCCAUCACCUUUAUUUAUUGUUCUCCCCCUUCAGCCCCCAACCCUGUUUACCCUGUGUCCAUUGUAAGUCUGCGUGUUUUAUGGGGCAGCCUGGAAGGGCAUUCAGGUUUUUCUUGUGGGACCUUCCCACAUGCACUGCGAUCUCGGAGGGCACCAAGCAAGGCUUGCUCCACGUUUGUAUUAAUGAGAGCAGAAAUGCACCCCUGAGCCGUGCCCUUCAGCGCUGACCUUGGCCCUGCGAUUUGAACAGUGAUGUCCUCCCUCCGCUGCCUCAUUAGGUUUCUUGGGUCCCCAGGAUUUGCUCAGUCUAGCCCCUCUCCCCCCCGCCCCCGUGUAGCUGGGGAGGGUCUGAUGGACACUGACCACUCCCUGGAGAGCAGCCUGCAGCACAGUCCAGUGAGUGCUCGGGGCUCCCUUCUCCUCAGUAGGUUUUGUUUGGCACGAAAAACGCGUCAUUCAAAGUACAGGGAAGUGGUUCUGGGGGUGCUUCCCUGAAGAGAGACCAUGCGCUUGUGUGUGGUAGCCACAAGGGUCCUCCCGCCCCUCCGCCCACUCACCAGCCCCACCCCUGACGGGCUUGCAUCUCUGCACUCUCUCAGGCCCCCACUUUUUUGAACUUUUUUGCCCUUGUUCCUGGCAG
Messenger RNA from Condylura cristata (star-nosed mole), 1911 nucleotides. It is a transcript of the gene RPH3AL, whose product is annotated as rabphilin 3A-like (without C2 domains). Gene Ontology annotation, biological process: intracellular protein transport. Bases 85 to 996 code for a protein of 303 amino acids. The transcript has 9 exons. NCBI's taxonomy places the organism in Eukaryota, Metazoa, Chordata, Mammalia, Eulipotyphla, Talpidae. The record is from RefSeq and is a predicted model, not a curated record. Gene Ontology annotation, molecular function: small GTPase binding.